This is a messenger RNA of Ictalurus punctatus (channel catfish), 3943 nucleotides long. It is a transcript of the gene ttll10, whose product is annotated as tubulin tyrosine ligase-like family, member 10. The coding region runs from base 1137 to 3308 and encodes 723 amino acids. NCBI's taxonomy places the organism in Eukaryota, Metazoa, Chordata, Actinopteri, Siluriformes, Ictaluridae. The record is from RefSeq and is a predicted model, not a curated record. Gene Ontology annotation, biological process: protein modification process. The transcript has 11 exons.
UUCUAUAAUCCCAUUCACAAUGACAAAACAGUUACUAGGAAACCAAGUUCCCAGGCAACACGUAAGUUGUUUACACUGCUUCUGGUUAGUUUGUUCAGCAGACUCAGUGUGCUGCCUCAGUGCUUUCAGUUUUGUAAAAACAGCAAGCCUCAGCAAGCAUUGCCCCCCCCCCCAUUUGUUGUUAUUAGUGUAGACCUUCUGCACCUGUCUGGUAAAGUGACUACAGAUAGUACAGACUAUUUAUGACAAGACACUACAAGUACAAAUGGCAGUUUUGGUCAAAUCUAUCAUGUUUUUUGGACAAUUUGCAUUAUGUAGAAAUUAAAAUGUAAGAAUUCAGCAGUAAUGUGUUAAUGUUAAUAUGAGUGAGGCUUUAGCUCCACCCUACUUGCCAUAAUCAUGUCAUGUCAUGUCAUCCCUAAAAUGCUUGUUUAUAUUCCUUUAAAUAUCAAGUUAUGUGUCAUUAUGAUAUGCACACUGGUUUUCCUUUAGAAAAUCCUAUAAUCCACAAUUAAAAUCCAAAAUAAAUAAAUAAAUAAAAUCUCGAUUUCUAGAUGACCUGCAUUCAUUAAAUUUUAUAUGUUCUAAUUAAAAAAUUACAGAGGAAUGUUAAUAAUUGUUGGAUUGAUGUUAGAUUUUAUACCGAUUUAAAAAUAAAUAAAUAACAGUACAUGGAUAUUUUCUUGAUUAAACAAUAAAAAAUAUUUUCCAAAAACUAUGUGUGUGUGUGUGUGUUCACAUUGACAUCAUCCAAAGGAUGUCUGCAAUCACCUGGAAAUACAUUUUUUAUCAAUUGUUUUCUUUUUUAAAUGAUCCUAUUCACUUGUAGUGUCUUGCUUUAAAAAUAUGGCCAAAACAAUUCCAACUAUCUCUGCAAUGAUCUUUACUUUCUUAAAUUUUUUUUUGUAUGAAUCUUUGUUUUUUGUACAGCAGCAUACUGUUCACAUGAUACAACUGACCUGCACCUAUUUUCAUUACAGAGCUGAAGAAUAACUGGCACAGGCACUUAUUAAACAUAUUCUGUUCCUAACAUCCACACAGGCUGCAGGUGGGCAGGUCCUCAUGACACGGCGGGUGGAAAAUACUUUUUCUGCUCCGCUAAUCUAGGUCAGCAGCGGGUAGUGAUAGUGAUAGGGAUGUCAGCUGGGAGCAGGAUAGAGGUUGUUCAGUGUGGUGAAGAGCUUCAGGGUGAAGAUCAUGUCUGCAUAGACUCUACAAAAGCCAAGGAGGAGUGGCAGGGGGAGGCUGAGGACAAAGAUCAGGGCCACCUGCCAUCCGUUCUGGGAAAGACAGUGACACUGGUGCCUGUGGGCAAGGAUAAACAGCACAAGAGGACGGAGGUGGAGAAGUCUCUUGGGAAAAGGCAGGAUGCUCGAGGGACGAACAGAGAACAGGUGAUCCAGGCAGAUGGCGCUGCAGCAGAUUCGGUCUGCUUGGUCAAGCACUCUCGGAGUGUGUGUGUGAGUAGGAGGACUCAAGUAAAGUAUCAGAGAAGAGCUGUACAGGUACACAAUCUACAGAGGAACACGAGCCCAGAAGAGAAAAAGGGACUCUUUUUCUAUUUUGGGGGAGGAAACGGGGCCUCCAUAGUUGUUCCAUACUGUGAGAGCAAAGGCUGGCAGCGUAUUCAUGACAAAAACCGACUGGACUACAGACUGAAAUGGUGUGAACUGAAAUCUUCACACACCUACAACAACUUCAGAGCAGGAGAACAGUUGGUGUACCAGAUCCCAAACAACAUAGUCUUGACCACUAAAAUAGGACUUCUGAACAGUCUCAGAGUAUAUGACAGGGUCAGCAGCAAGAUCAACCAUGGAAGAGGACACAGGAGACUGAAGAUGGGCGAGUUUAUUCCAGAGACAUUCCGCAUGGAUGUAAAAGAUGAGAGGGAAGCCUUCUUUUGCCAGCAAGAGGGAUUAUGCGCUGACAAAAGCAACAUAUGGAUCUGCAAACCAACCGGAUUGAACCAGGGUCGAGGCAUUUUCCUUCUGCACACACCGGAGGAUAUUGCAGCCUUCAGAGCCAGGAUGGAGAUGUUAGCAGGCAGCCAUAUGAACAAGAAGAUACCAUUCAGUAUGUCACCAGCAAUGAUUGCUCAACGGUACAUCCAAAACCCUUUGCUCCUAAAGGGCAAAAAAUUUGAUGUAAGAUCAUACUUAUUAAUCGCCUGCACCUCACCAUACACAGUGUUCUUUCGUCAUGGUUACGUUCGGCUGACCUGUGACCUUUACGACCCCAAGUCCAAUAACCUCACUGCACACCUGACCAACCAAUAUAUGCAGAAGAAGAAUCCUCUGUACAGCCUGCUGAAGGAGGAGACAGUCUGGUCCAUGGAGCGCUUCAACAGCUACAUUAAUGAGAUUUUCAUGGUGCCAAAGGGUCUGCCAAGAGACUGGGUUUUGACUGUUUUUACAAAAAGAAUGCAGCAGAUAAUGACUCAUUGUUUUCUGGCUGUCAAAUCAAAGCUGGAGUGUAAACUGGGCUACUUUGAUCUGAUUGGCUGUGAUUUUUUGAUUGAUGAGGACUUCAAGGUCUGGUUGCUAGAGAUGAACUGUAAUCCUGCUCUUCACACUAAUUGUGAAGUGCUGAAAGAGGUGGUGCCCAGAACAGUCAUGGAAACUCUGGACCUGGCCAUGGAGAUCUUCAAUAAAUGCUGCUGUGGCCUAAAGCUGUUGCCCCUGAGCAGCCAAAAAGAUUUUGUGCUACUGCACUGUGGUGAAACUGCGGGCAUGUCCUCCACCAAACAGAGGAGCCAAACAGCAAGACCUCUCAGGAGAGCAUGCUCCAAAAGCCGAUCCAGCUCUAAGAAAACACAGCAAGCUGUAAACAUUUCAGGCUGUAGCUGGACAGCCAAUAGGUGCCCAGCUCCCUCUUCGACUAUUUCAUCCAACUCUCCAGAUGCUUUCAUUCAUAAAAGCCCACCUAUACCGCAGCCAAGGCAGAAUAUAGCUAAUGAACAAGCAACCUCAUUCACUUCAGCCAACCAUCUUGUGCGUUUCUCAGGACACUCAUUCCUCCGGUCCUCCUCAGACACUGCUGAUGGUGAGGUCUUAGAAACAGCCCAAAAGACUCAGGGUGCAAAACCUGCAGAACUUAACCAAAGUCAGCUGGAGUCUAACAAAGCCAUUCCCAUACGCAUGGAGUGCACCUGGCAGCAACCUGAAGUGACUUCUGACCUCAGCAAGCAACAGCAUUUGAUGGCAAAGACUGCCAUUAUAUCUCUGUCUAGUCCCAUGCUGAAUGAUGACUCCAACAUCAUGGGCAAGCUUAUGACUGAAGCUGGCCAAGCAGAGCAAAUGGAUGCUUAGAAAGAGUGAUGGAGACAUGGCGGAGAUACAUGAUAACAUAUGAUAUGUACAUAAACACUAACACUACAUAAGCCUACAUAAAUAAAUUUGACUCUGAACUACCAUAAGUGCACUGAGCUACAAAGUUAAUGAUCAUGAUUUUCAGGUUUUGACUAAAACAGUCUGUAUACUGCUGAUGCCAAGUGGAAUAAGCUUUUAUAAAUGUUUAUGUAGGUUUGUGUCAAUUGUCAGGAAGGCCUCAUAUAGGCUUUAUGCAGUGUUAGAAACACUACCCUUAGGAAGUUUAUAAUAUAAACAGUCAUUUAAAAAGUUGUGUAUCUAAAUGAAAAUAUUUUUGAGAAUGUGAAAUCAGAGAUAUCUAGGAUCCUAUUUAGGGUUGCCAGAUCUGGUUGGACAAAAGGCCAAUCAGAAGCAUUCCAAUGGACAAACACUGGUCUUAUUACUUGAACUUGUGACUAUGACUAACCCUGUGUUCACACUAGCAAGUAACAAGUUGCUCAUGUUGCUCAUGUUGCUUGUAGUUCGUCUCUUGUGUGUGAACUGUCCCGAUUUUAUUUUUAGUUCUGGUGGAAAACGGUAGUAGCUAUAUUUAACUAGUUAAACACAAAUUAAAUAAUACAUUUAUCAGCAUGAAA